GGCCGCGAGGCCAGUAGUGACAACUAGUCCACAGUCCACGCCUCGCCUCUUCCGGUCCACACCGGUCCCCCUACCCCCGACCUCCGACCUCGAUCCGCCGCCGCCGGUCAUGUCCGGCCGCCACGCGCCGCACCUCCGGCUGUCCGUGCCGCCGCGGCUCUCCGCGCACCCGUCCUUCCGCUUCCCCUCCACGCCGCUCCCCACCCCGUCCAAAGCCCGCGGCCUCCCCUCCGCAUCAUCCGCUUCCCCUUCGUCCCCGUACACCGCCGCGCUCCUUCGAUUGCUCGUGCUGCACGCGUUCUUCCUCCUCGCGCCCGCCGCGCGCGCGCUCCCCUCCCUGGGCCACGUGCUCGCGCUGCCCCCGCUCCUCGCGCUGCUCGCCGCCGCCGCGCUCCUCCUCCUCCACUUCGCCGCCGUCUCCCGCAAGGCCCACCAGCCCCACCACCCGUUCCCGGGGCUCCCCGCCCUCCUCCGCCCGGCCCUCCUCCUCGCGCUCUCCCUCCUCCUCCGGCUCGUCGCCCUCCGCGUCCUCCCCUCCCCCGGCCUCCUCGUCCUCGCGGAGUCCGCUGGCGCCCUGUUCGCCGGCGCCCUCCGCCGCCCCUCCCGCCGCCGCGUCCUCUCCGUCGCCGUCGCGGCCUUAUCUCUGGUUUGCAUACCCCGUUCCUCUUCCGUGACCCUCGCGAUCCCAUUCGCCUCUGGCUUCCUUUCCUCGGCGGAACACUCGGCCACCACGCGGCAUGCCACACGCAGUCGGCGCGCCCGAGCGGCGGCCUUUGCACUCGCCGCUGCCGUCCUCUCCGUGCCGGCACUUGUGGGUCUCUCCUUUUUCAGUGGCAGCGACGCCAGCGACCGUCUUGAUGGAGAAGUGCCGGUCGGCCCGCUCUGGUGGGUGCUGCUGAACGCGUCCUUCUUUGGGAUGGCUUUGGGCCGACGGCAGGAGCAUGAUGGCGGCAGUGGUAGGCCAAGUGUGGAUUUUGCAAUGACGUUCUUGUGCAUUCUUGUUCUUGAGCUGGUGUACUACCCAAAGCUGUCUUUACCGGGUUUCUUGAUCUGUGGGUUCCUCUUGUGGAUCGCCAGCAGGGAGCUGGCUCCUGCAGGAUAUGUGGAGCUUGGGAGCGAAGAUGUGUCAGAGUCAGUUUAUGAGGCAGUCAUGGGUCCAGUCAGGCAUAUCCUGACUGAGCGCAAGUCAAGGAAGAUUGCUGCAUUUCUCUUGAUCAAUACAGCUUACAUGUUUGUGGAAUUUGGCAGUGGGUUCAUGAGUGAUAGUCUUGGGCUGAUUUCUGAUGCUUGCCAUAUGUUGUUUGAUUGUGCUGCACUGGCAAUUGGUCUCUAUGCAUCCUACAUUGCAAGAUUGCCUGCGAAUGGGAUGUACAACUUUGGAAGGGGCAGGUUUGAGGUACUGUCAGGGUAUGUUAAUGCAGUGUUCUUGGUUCUUGUUGGUGCGUUGAUCGUGCUGGAGUCAUUUGAGAGGAUUCUUGAGCCUCGGGAAAUAUCAACUAGUAGUCUUUUGGCAGUUUCAAUUGGUGGACUUGUCGUAAACAUCAUUGGAUUGGUUUUCUUUCACGAGGAGCACCAUCAUGCUCAUGGCGGUACCUGUUCUCACUCCCAUUCACAUUCUCAUUCCCACUCACAUUCUCAUUCACAUCAUCAUGGCCAUGAAGAUCACCAACAUCAUGGCCAUGAAGAUCACCAACAUCAUGAUCAUGAUCAUCACACUGUUAAUCAUGCGAAGGCAUGUUCUGGUCACCAUGGAGGUGAGAGGCAUAACCAUGAUCACUGCAGUAAUAGUAAUUGUGAGGGCAUUCGUAACAAUCUCAUGGAUAACACCUGCAAGGAUAAACAUAGCCAUAGCCAUGGCCAUGAGCAUCAUCACCAUGACCAUUCAGCACAUUGCCAUCACAGUGGAGAUCGUGCUCAUCAAAGUUGCAGCAGUAUUAGUAUUGGACAACAGCUUCUUGAGAUUCCUCUUAGCAAUAUGCAUUCUCACGGCACAGAAGAUCACUCUUCAAAAGAAUUACUGAGCUCAUCAGAAUCUGGAAACCCUAAGAAGUCAGGACACCGGCAUCACAUUGACCACAACAUGGAAGGAAUCUUCUUGCAUGUCCUUGCUGACACAAUGGGAAGCGUUGGUGUCGUAAUAUCGACCUUACUGAUCAAGUACAAGGGAUGGCUUAUAGCCGACCCUAUAUGCUCAGUAUUCAUUUCAGUAAUGAUCAUAUCUUCUGUUCUUCCAUUGUUAAGGAAUUCUGCUGAAAUUCUGUUGCAGAGAGUCCCGAGGAGUCAUGAAAAGGAUUUGACUGCAGCUUUGGAUGAUAUUAUGAAGAUUGAGGGUGUCCUUGGAGUUGAUAAUGUUCACGUAUGGAACUUAACAAAUACUGACAUCGUAGGCACUUUUCAUCUACAUGUAUCCGCAGAAGCUGACAAGUCUUCCAUAAGAAAUAGAGCUUCACGAAUAUUUCAUGAAGCUGGGGUUCAGGAUCUGACUGUCCAGAUCGAGUGUGUUAAAAGAUAGCAACAGUUGUUGAUAGUGUGGUAGGUUUUGAGAUAGAAAAGUUUUUUUAAGGCACUCCACACAGGAACCAUCCGCUUCAAAUGUAUCAUGUAAAGAUUCUUUUUAAUACAAAUAUGCAUCUUGUAAUUCAGGAAUUGCGUA
Messenger RNA from Panicum hallii, 2653 nucleotides. RefSeq lists its product as uncharacterized. Gene Ontology annotation, cellular component: Golgi apparatus; membrane. The transcript has a single exon. Gene Ontology annotation, molecular function: zinc ion transmembrane transporter activity. The coding region runs from base 110 to 2512 and encodes 800 amino acids. The record is from RefSeq and is a predicted model, not a curated record. Lineage: Eukaryota; Viridiplantae; Streptophyta; Magnoliopsida; Poales; Poaceae. Gene Ontology annotation, biological process: transmembrane transport; intracellular zinc ion homeostasis; zinc ion transport.